AUGCAGACUAUCAAGACAGUGGAGACACAAGUGCCCUUCCUCAAAGAGAGUUUAUUCACCUCCACAUUUAAAGGGAGGCGUAAGAGCAGCAUGAGCAACAUCCUCCGCAGACAGCAGCACGUGCCCCACCUCCAACAACAGCAGUGCAUCUUAGAACACAAACACCCAACUGCACAGCAAAUCAUUUCCCCUUCAGAGCCUUCCCAGCAUCUGUGCCUAAUGCGCUCCAACAGCAGUCCAUUAUCAUCCCCAGCAUCAGCAUCACAUCUGAGUGAGUUGGCACGGCAGCAGGGAUUAAGCUGCGCGGACAGAUCGGAGCGAAAGAACAGCCGGGGAGGAGCAGCGGUAGCCCAGGAAAAAGACCAGGAUGCCCCGCCACGAGCACAGCACCACAGCCUGUUAGCCAAAGGGGUGCGCCUGUUCAGGAAUAUGGGCAAUCAAGAGGCAAAACAGAAGAAAACGAGUGGAGGAGCAGCGGGGGAUGCCCAGUGUGAUGGAGAUGAUGAUAGAGAUGUGGACAAGAAAUCGAAAAAGUUGCAAAACAAAGCAGAGAGCAAGAAGAAAGCAAAGUCAGAUUCAAAAACUUCUGUAUUUUCCAACAUGAAGAUCAAAAAGGCUAAAAGAUCCUCCAAAGAAGAUAUCCUGGAAGAACAGAAAGUGGAAGCAAGUCGAUCCGUGGAUGAUUUUGGAAUGUUGUCAGAUUAUGAAGGAGAUUCAAACUAUUUUGUGUUAAACGGGGCGCAGUCUGGAGAGAAUGGACACAAAACAAGCUCAGGAUCAGACAUUGACCUCUACAGCUUUCACUCUGCGGCAAUGGACAAUGACGACCUUUUAAAAGACAUCCAAAUGAGCAUAAGACAGCAGUGUGUCGAAACCGAAGAGUUGCUAGAGCUAAUGGUCAGUCAGUACUCCCAAAGGUCAACCGCUGAGGGCAAAGUCAUAAGUAGCAAGAAUAAGCAAGCUUUAACUCCCACAAGUGCAGCAAAGACCAUAGAAAAUGCGAGCCAGGGUAUUCCAAUGUCUAGAGAUUCGUCUGGUGAAAGUGGACAGUUGGCAGAACUAAGCAAUAGUAGCCUUUUCCCCAAAACAAACAGCACAUAUAGUUUUCCAGAUACUACAGGCACUACAACAUCCUAUGAGAGUGCAGAGGAGCCCCAGGAUGAGCUAGAGAGCCCGGUUCCAGUCAGUUCAGGCCUGCAGAGUAAAAUGUGUGUUCCAAAUAUUUACCUGGAUGCUGGUAUUGUAGCAGGUGCAGGGCCUCUUUGUGGUCAGAAGAGUGUAAGCAGCACCGAUCUGUCAAUGGAGAGAGGGGAGGAGGAGGAACUUAGAAAACAAAACUUCCUGUCACUCAAAAGAAGGAAGAAUAGUAUGUCAUCCAAUCAGCUAAACAUAGAUUCACAGACAAGAAGAAGAAGCUCGACAGUCAAACUCUACCCUCCUGUGCACCCCUCUUAUGUGAAGACCACCACCAGACAACUCACCUCUCCCAUAGGUUCUCCUUUAACUAGCCCCAACGUGCCCAGGAAGGAACCCACAGCCCAGGACUCAAGUGCAGAGGCGUCAGGGUUCCGAAAGAGGAAGCAGAGGUCUUCUUCCAUUGGUGGGCCCUUGAGUGCUAAAGAAUGGGAAGCAGACCUGGAGUUGGACAUUAAGCCUAAGAGUGAAGUCAAAGCAGAAGAGAAGGAAACACAAGACAAGGUUUUUACAGCUGGCACCUACUGGACUCUGGGAUCCAGGAGAGCACACUAUGUCCGGCAAGCCUCCAACACCCCAACUCCCUACCUGGAUGUCUUCUCUGGUCAGACCUUGCUGGAGAGGGUGAGUUUGCAGCAGGGGGAGGGCUGUACGGGCCAAGAAGCAAAGGACCUAUGUCAGACAAUGUUGGCUCUGGGCUUACUCCACCCUUUCAGUGAUAGCAACGGAGAGUCCAACCACGGCACCACAACUCCAACUUCUCCUCUCUUCUAUGAGGAGCAGCUGUACACCUGGGCCUCUCUGGGACUGCCUGUAUCCUCUCACAUAUGGGAGUUGUACGGAGGUAAAAGCACUGGCAGAGUCACUAACGCCAGGCGCGCUCUGCUGCAGACGUCACCUGUCAAACCCUCAUCAGCUCUGCCCUCUCCGACAGAAUCCAGCAGGUUGAAAUCAGGACAGUCUUCCUCAGAGGAUGAAGGCCUUCUGGUGCCUCAGCUGGAGCGCACCAUCAGUGAUCUGCGGAUUAAGAUUGAUGUGCUGCGGGGCCAGCAGGGCAGCUCCGCAAAAGAGACAGAGAAGUCUGGUGACAGUUCAGGGGCUGGUAUUCUGCACAAGACCUCACAGGUGACAGGCAGAGUAACAGGGAAAAAACAAGAUGUGUGUGUCCAGACUUCCCCCACCAAAGAGAGUCUAAGGGCUGACAGUGUGCCUUUGAGCCAGGCAUCAACUGGGAAAUCUACUCCCACUUCAGCUUCAGAUGGCCCUGUGUGCAGUAUCUGCCAGAAGAAGCAACAAACUGAUGUUAAAGCUACACCUCCUCCACCUGCAAUGGGACCCCUAUGUGCUCCUCCACCUCCACCCCCCCCCCUCCUCCUCCUCCCCCAGGUAUGGGACCACCACCUCCCCCCCCUCCCCCCACCUCCUCCUCCUCCUCCUGGUAUGGGACCCCCAGCUCCUCCGCCACCACCCUCCCCUCCUUUUGGUAUGGGACCACCCCCCCCACCCCCUCCCCCUGGUUGUGGACCACCACCCCCACCCCCUCCUCCUGGUUGUGGACCUCCUCCACCACCUCCUCCACCUGGGAUGGGCCCACCUCUUCCCCCACCUCCGGGCUUUGGUCCUCCCCCUCCACCAGGGCCCAUGCCCUCCAUGGUCGUCCAGGAAGCAGCUACUGCCAAGGCCAUAAUUGAGCCCCCCAAGCCCAUGAAGCCACUGUACUGGACACGCAUCCAGCUGCAUGCUAAAAAGCAUAAUGACAAGUUGGUGUGGGAAAAAAUUGAAGAACCAUCUGUGGAUUUUGAUGAAUUUGUGGAGCUCUUUUCUAAAAGUGCUGUAAAGGAAAAGAAAAAGCCAAUUUCAGACACCAUCAGCAAAACCAAAGCCAAACAGGUGGUGAAGCUGUUGAGCAACAAGCGGUCUCAGGCUGUGGGCAUUUUGAUGUCUAGUAUUCAUCUGGACAUGAAGGACAUCCGUAAUGCCGUUCUCAACAUGGACAACAGCAUCGUGGACCUGGAGACACUGCAAGCUCUGUACGAAAAUCGAGCUCAAGCAGAUGAACUGGACAGCAUCAAAAAGCACAUCACUGCAACCAAAGACAAGGAGGAUGCAAAGCUAUUGGACAAACCAGAACAAUUUCUACACCAGUUAUCUGAAAUCCCCAACUUUUCCCAGCGAGUCUUCUGCAUCCUUUUCCAGUCGAGUUUCCACGAGUGCAUCACCUCCGUCGUUCGAAAAGUAGACAUCCUUCAGAAAGUGUGCAAGAAUCUGCAGGGGAGCCAGAGCGUACUACAAGUUCUGGGUCUGGUGCUCGCCUUUGGAAACUACAUGAACGGAGGGAACCGCACUCGGGGGCAGGCUGACGGCUUCACACUGGACAUUCUGCCAAAACUCAAGGACGUCAAGAGCAGUGAUAACUCCCAAAGUCUUUUGUCCUACAUCGUUGCUUACUAUCUGAAGCACUUUGAUGAGGAUGCUGGCAGAGAGACCUGUGUGUACCCACUGCCCGAGCCUCAGGACCUGUUCCAGGCCUCACAGAUGAAGUUUGACGACUUUGAGAAGGACUUACGCAAAUUGAGAAAAGACCUCAAUGCGUGUUCGGCGGAAACUGACAAAGUGUGCAAGCUGUCAUCGGAAGAGAACCUCCAGCCUUUUAAGGACAAGAUGGAUGACUUUCUCAACAAAGCCAAAACAGAGCUGGAGACGCAGGAGAGGCAGCUGGCAGACACUCAGAAGAUUUUCUUGGAGCUCAGUGUGUCUUUCUCCGUCAAACCCAAAGCAGGAGAGAAGGAGGUCUCCCCCAACACGUUCUUCUCCAUUUGGCACGAGUUCUCCUCCGAUUUCAAAGAGCAGUGGAAGAGGCAGAACAAGCUGAUGUUACAGGAGAGGGUGAAAAUGGCUGAGGAAUGCUUCAAACAGGCCAGAGAGAAGGCUUCCUACAACGUGAAACCCAAACAUGCAACUGGAAUAAAAGCCAAGUUGGGCCAGAAGAUCUGA
Molecule: messenger RNA, 4188 nt
Organism: Boleophthalmus pectinirostris (great blue-spotted mudskipper)
Lineage: Eukaryota; Metazoa; Chordata; Actinopteri; Gobiiformes; Gobiidae
Gene: fmn2a
Product: formin 2a
Exons: 18
Coding region: 1-4188 (1395 amino acids)
Biological process (GO): actin nucleation; intracellular transport
Cellular component (GO): nucleus; endoplasmic reticulum membrane; cytoplasm
Molecular function (GO): microtubule binding
Source: RefSeq, a predicted model, not a curated record